AUGGUGCUCGCGGCCCCGCUGCUGCUGGGCUUCCUGCUCCUCGCCCUGGAGCUGCGGCCCCGGGGGGAGGCGGCCGAGGGCCCCGCGGCGGCGGCGGCAGCGGCGGCGGCGGCGGCGGCGGCCGGGGUCGGGGGGGAGCGCUCGAGCCGGCCGGCCCCGUCCGCUGCGCCGGAGCCGGACGGCUGCCCCGUCUGCGUGUGGCGGCAGCACAGCCGCGAGCUGCGCCUGGAGAGCAUCAAGUCGCAGAUCCUGAGCAAACUGCGGCUCAAGGAGGCGCCCAACAUCAGCCGGGAGGUGGUGAAGCAGCUGCUGCCUAAGGCGCCGCCGCUGCAGCAGAUCCUGGAUCUGCACGACUUCCAAGGCGACGCGCUGCAACCCGAGGACUUCUUAGAAGAGGACGAGUACCACGCUACCACGGAGACGGUCAUAAGCAUGGCCCAGGAGACGGACCCUGCAGUGCAGACAGAUGGCAGCCCUCUCUGUUGCCAUUUCCACUUCAGCCCCAAGGUGAUGUUCACAAAGGUCCUGAAGGCCCAGCUGUGGGUGUACCUUCGGCCUGUGCCCCGCCCAGCCACAGUCUACCUGCAGAUCUUGCGACUGAAACCCCUAACUGGGGAAGGGACCGCAGGGGGAGGGGGUGGAGGCCGGCGUCACAUCCGUAUCCGUUCACUAAAGAUUGAGCUACAUUCACGGUCCGGCCACUGGCAGAGCAUCGACUUCAAGCAAGUGCUACACAGCUGGUUUCGCCAGCCACAGAGCAACUGGGGCAUCGAGAUCAACGCCUUUGAUCCCAGUGGCACAGACCUGGCUGUCACUUCCCUUGGGCCAGGAGCUGAGGGGCUGCAUCCUUUCAUGGAGCUUCGAGUCCUAGAGAACACAAAAAGGUCCCGGCGGAACCUAGGCCUGGACUGCGAUGAACACUCGAGUGAGUCCCGCUGCUGCCGAUACCCUCUCACGGUGGACUUUGAGGCUUUUGGCUGGGACUGGAUCAUCGCACCUAAACGCUACAAGGCCAACUACUGCUCCGGCCAGUGCGAGUACAUGUUCAUGCAAAAGUAUCCACACACCCACUUGGUGCAACAGGCCAAUCCAAGAGGCUCCGCUGGGCCCUGCUGCACCCCUACCAAGAUGUCCCCAAUCAACAUGCUCUACUUCAAUGACAAGCAGCAGAUUAUCUACGGCAAGAUCCCUGGCAUGGUGGUGGAUCGCUGUGGCUGCUCCUAA
This is a messenger RNA of Arvicola amphibius (Eurasian water vole), 1224 nucleotides long. It is a transcript of the gene Gdf11, whose product is annotated as growth differentiation factor 11. Gene Ontology annotation, biological process: SMAD protein signal transduction. The transcript is spliced from 3 exons. Bases 1 to 1224 code for a protein of 407 amino acids. NCBI's taxonomy places the organism in Eukaryota, Metazoa, Chordata, Mammalia, Rodentia, Cricetidae. Gene Ontology annotation, molecular function: cytokine activity; growth factor activity. The record is from RefSeq and is a predicted model, not a curated record. Gene Ontology annotation, cellular component: extracellular region.